UAUUUAUAGCCUUAAACGUCAGCGUACUCCAAUCAGGAUUUGGAAGAAUUUUUGGGUUUCUUUUUAUUUUUUCUUAAGGACUUUUCUACCAUUUCAUUUUCAGGGACGAACAUAUUACAUUUAAGCCAGUUUGGGUAGAUUACGAGCUGGAUUUGUGAGUAGUACACACACUGUUUUAUUUCCUUUGCAAGUUUUUUCUAUCCUCUCAAGAGUUUACUGUGUCCCUUCUUCUUCUUUCUUCUUUUCCUUCCUUUUUGUUUCAAUCUUUUGGGCGGGCACUAGAGCGGAAAAGAAACAAUUGUUGGGUAUUUGAGGCUUUGUGGUUCUCGGUACAUGUGGUGGGGUUAUAGCCCUUGAAGUAGUAGCUGUUCUGUAGCAGAGAAAAAGAAAAAAAGUUUCCUUUUAAGGAAAACUAGUACAGUUUUUGGUGGUGGAAAUUUUGUUUUGAAGUAUUGGAGUGUUGUGCUCUUUAGGGUAUUUUGGUACUCGAAGAAGCUGCAUUUGUCUCUGCAAAAGAUUGGAAAUUUGAGCCCCACAUUAGUUCUUUGAACGAGGGUAAUUCCUUGUUCAAUUAUUGCAGAGUUGUCCUUUUCUGGUGUUUCGAUCUCCUUGGAGAAAAAGCUUUGUUUGAUUUUCUCUGCUUCGAGAGAACCAAUAAAUGGCAGGAGGUAGAAGAAGGAAACUGCAUUUCAGCAAGAUCUACUCUUUUGCUUGUGGAAAGGCAUCAUUCGAGGAUGACCAUUCACAGAUUGGGGGGCCUGGAUUUUCUAGGGUGGUUUAUUGCAAUGAACCUGAUUCAGUUGAGGCGGGAAUGCAUAAUUAUGCGGAAAACUAUGUGAGUUCAACUAAGUAUACUAUUGCUACUUUCUUGCCUAAAUCAUUGUUUGAGCAGUUUAGAAGGGUAGCGAACUUCUACUUCUUGGUUAUCGGCAUCUUGUCGUUCACUCCUCUCGCACCUUACUCAGCUGUCAGUGCUAUUCUCCCUCUAAUCAUUGUAAUUGGGGCAACCAUGGUGAAAGAGGGCAUAGAGGAUUGGCAGCGGAAAUUGCAGGAUAUUGAGGUGAACAACAGAAAAGUUAAGGUUCGCCAAAGUGAUGGUGUUUUUAAAGACACUGAGUGGAAGAACCUGAGAGUGGGAGAUAUUGUGAAGGUGCAGAAGGAUGAAUUCUUUCCAGCAGACCUCCUUUUGCUUUCUUCCAGUUAUGAGGAUGCAAUCUGCUAUGUUGAGACCAUGAACCUUGAUGGGGAGACAAAUUUGAAACUAAAACAGGCAAUAGGGGCAACUUCAUAUCUAAAUGAUGACUCAAACUUCCAGGAUUUCAAGGCUAUUAUAAAAUGUGAGGACCCAAAUCCCAACUUGUACUCUUUUGUUGGAAGUUUGGAGCUUGAAGAGCAACGGUAUCCCCUCACUCCACAACAAAUUCUCCUCAGAGACUCAAAACUCAGAAAUACAGACUACAUAUAUGGGGCAGUUAUCUUCACUGGCCGUGACAGCAAGGUUCUCCAAAAUUCCACAGACCCCCCUUCGAAGAGAAGCAAAAUUGAGAAGAAGAUGGAUCGCAUUGUUUACCUCUUGUUCGGUAUAUUAUUUUUAAUAUCUUUUGUGGGAUCAAUUAUUUUUGGCAUUGAAACUAAAGAGGACUUGGAAAAUGGGAGGAUGAAAAGGUGGUAUCUUCGACCAGAUGAUUCGACAAUUUUCUUCGAUCCUGAAAAGGCUCCAGCGGCUGCAAUUUAUCACUUUCUAACGGCCUUAAUGUUAUAUAGCUACUUCAUCCCAAUCUCCUUGUAUGUGUCAAUUGAAGUUGUGAAAGUUCUCCAGAGUAUAUUCAUCAAUCAAGAUAUCCACAUGUAUUAUGAGGAGACUGACAAACCGGCAAAAGCGCGGACAUCAAAUUUGAAUGAGGAACUUGGCCAAGUUGACACUAUACUUUCUGAUAAGACCGGUACAUUGACCUGCAAUUCAAUGGAGUUCAUCAAGUGUUCUGUUGGAGGGACAGCUUAUGGCAGUGGUGUUACAGAGGUUGAGAGGGCAAUGAACAGAAGGAAGGGUUCACCUUUGGUCGAUGAAAAUAUGAAUGGCUGGGAUGAUCACAUCAAUGAUUCUCCUGAUAGAAAACCACACAUUAAGGGAUUUAAUUUUGAAGAUGAAAGGAUAAUGUCUGCAAAUUGGGUUAAUGAGCCUCAAGCAGAUCUCAUCCAGAAGUUCUUCCGCCUGUUGGCACUUUGUCAUACAGCCAUCCCUGAAGUGGAUGAGGAUACAGGAAAGGUUUCAUAUGAAGCAGAAUCUCCUGAUGAAGCAGCUUUUGUUAUUGCUGCUAGAGAACUUGGUUUUGAAUUCUACAAUAGAACACAAACACGCAUCUCAUUACGUGAAUUUGAUCCUCUAACUGGCAAAAGAGUUGAAAGGCUGUUUGAACUUUUGAAUGUGUUAGAGUUUAACAGCACAAGAAAGCGGAUGUCUGUGAUAUUGAGAGAUGAGGAAGGAAAACUAUUAUUACUAAGUAAAGGUGCUGACAGUGUCAUGUUUGAAAGGCUUGCCAAGAAUAGUGGCAAGUUUGAAGAGCAGACCAGGCAGCAUGUGGAUGAGUACGCUGAUGCAGGUCUGAGGACCCUUAUUGUUGCCUAUCGUGAACUUGAUGAGGAAGAAUACAAAGAGUUCAAUGAGAAGUUCACUGAGGCUAAGAACUCAAUUAGUGCUGACAGGGAAAUGCUGAUUGAUGAAGCAACAGAGAUGAUUGAGAAGGAUCUAGUUCUUCUAGGUGCGACUGCUGUUGAGGAUAAACUUCAAAAUGGGGUCCCUGACUGCAUAGACAAGCUUGCCCAAGCAGGCAUUAAAAUUUGGGUUUUAACGGGAGACAAGAUGGAAACUGCCAUUAAUAUUGGUUAUGCUUGUAGUUUGCUAAGGCAAGGCAUGAAGCAGAUUAUGGUAAAUUUGGAUAGUCCAGAUAUUCAAGCAUUGGAAAAGGCAGGAGACAAGGCUGCGAUCACCAAGGCAUCAAGGGCAAGUGUUCUCCGCCAGAUUACUGAAGGGAAGGCUCAGCUUACUGCAGCUGGUGGAAGUAAUGACGCAUUUUCUUUGAUCAUUGAUGGGAAAUCGCUUGCUUAUGCUCUAGAGGAUAAUAUGAAGCAAAUGUUUUUAGAUCUUGCUGUUGGAUGUGCAUCUGUUAUAUGCUGUCGUUCAUCCCCAAAACAGAAGGCACUGGUUACGAGACUAGUCAAAGAAGGAACUGGGAAAAUAACACUAGCAAUUGGUGAUGGUGCCAAUGAUGUGGGAAUGCUUCAAGAGGCAGAUAUUGGGGUUGGCAUCAGUGGCGUGGAAGGGAUGCAGGCUGUUAUGUCAAGUGAUAUUGCAAUUGCUCAGUUUCGAUAUUUGGAGAGAUUGCUACUUGUGCAUGGACAUUGGUGCUACAGGAGGCUUUCAUCAAUGAUCUGCUACUUCUUCUACAAGAAUAUCACAUUCGCCUUCACUCUUUUCUUAUAUGAGGCAUAUGCAUCAUUCUCGGCAACUCCGGCAUAUAAUGAUUGGUUCUUGUCAUUGUAUAAUGUCAUAUUCACUUCACUACCAGUGGGAGCUUUGGGUGUUUUCGACCAGGAUGUAUCUGCACGUCUCUGUCUGAAGUUUCCUCUACUAUACCAAGAAGGAGUGCAAAAUGUCUUGUUCAGCUGGCGGCGCAUCCUUGGCUGGAUGUUUAAUGGGAUCUACAGUGCAAUUAUUGUUUUCUUCUUCUGCACAAAAGCACUGGAGCACCAAGCUUUCAACAAUGAUGGCAAAACUGUAGGCAUGGAGAUUCUGGGAACAACCAUGUAUACGUGCAUCGUCUGGAUUGUGAACUUGCAGCUGGCGCUCUCGAUUAACUACUUCACCGUAAUAGCACAUUGUGUCAUUUGGGGUUCAAUUGCUCUGUGGUACAUUUUCAUGAUGGUAUAUGGUGCCUUGCCUGCCAGUUAUUCAACCACUGCUUACCGAGUCUUCGUUGAAGCUCUAGGCUCCGCCCCCUCGUACUGGUUCGUCACCAUUUUUGUGGCAAUCUCUGCACUAAUCCCAUACUUCGUAUACUCGGCAGUCCAAAUGCAGUUCUUCCCCAUGUACCAUAACAUGAUACAGUGGAUAAGAUACGAAGGAAACUCGAAAGAUCCUGAAUAUUGUGAUAUGGUUAGGCAGAGAUCCCUACGACCAACAACCGUGGGUUUCACGGCACGCAGAGCAGCAAGAACCAGUCGUCUAAGGAACAGAAUUCAAAAUCACAAGUGACGUUAAUUUGUUCUCGCACGGUGGCUGGCUGUUGAUCUGUGCUGAAAUCAAGGCACGCUGUAAAUUACUGUACUGAGAGUGUGUGCUUGUAUACUUCAGGAUUGCUAGAUGACCAUGUAAAGAAGCAGCAUUGAGUAGUAUGCCUGUAUCAUACAAUCCCACACCUGUAAAUCUUGAUUUUUUUUUCAUUAGGGUUCACUUUUUUUCUUUCUUUUUGUUUUUCUUUUUGCCAUAUGGAUGCUCAUUCAUCAAGCAUCUUGUAUUUGAUUUGUGGGUUAUCUAGUACAGAAAAUAAUUUACAUGCUAUCUUCAACUGUUCAUUAUUUUUUGGGUUAUCCAUUUUGCUUAAAAGCUUUAUUC
Tripterygium wilfordii is the source of this 4612-nucleotide messenger RNA. Its product is annotated as putative phospholipid-transporting ATPase 9. Bases 659 to 4252 code for a protein of 1197 amino acids. NCBI's taxonomy places the organism in Eukaryota, Viridiplantae, Streptophyta, Magnoliopsida, Celastrales, Celastraceae. The transcript is spliced from 11 exons. Gene Ontology annotation, biological process: phospholipid translocation. Gene Ontology annotation, cellular component: plasma membrane. Gene Ontology annotation, molecular function: ATP hydrolysis activity; magnesium ion binding; ATP binding. The record is from RefSeq and is a predicted model, not a curated record.